Molecule: messenger RNA, 3327 nt
Organism: Magnolia sinica
Lineage: Eukaryota; Viridiplantae; Streptophyta; Magnoliopsida; Magnoliales; Magnoliaceae
Product: probable glutamyl endopeptidase, chloroplastic
Exons: 15
Coding region: 148-3006 (952 amino acids)
Biological process (GO): proteolysis
Molecular function (GO): serine-type endopeptidase activity
Source: RefSeq, a predicted model, not a curated record
UCCCUGCUCCUCUCCGCUCUCUUGCUCGCUCUCUCCACCAAUCCCAAAGUAAAUACGAAAAUUCCUGGAAUCUCUUUUGUUGGAAUUCCAAACAGUGAUAACUAUACAAAGGGCCCAAGCCCACUUUAGGAAGGAGCACCAUCAUCAAUGCUCCUUCACAAAGCCUAUCAUCGUUUCUCUCUCCUCCCCUCUCACUUUUCUCCUCCUUUUCUUUCUCUUAAUAUUCCAUCAGCAGUCCAUGUGCCUGGGACUCUUGGAAUCCCUCUGAGAAAAUCUCCAAGGCCCAUGAAGAGCUUCACCACCUCCACCUACAGCUCCAGGCUUCUCAGGCUUGCUCCUGUUGCAGUAGCUGCUGAGGAUGGUGGGGGAGAUAGAAAUGGGUCUGUUCCUUCUCAAUCUGCAGAUGAAGAGAAUUCUUCAUUGGGGGCUGGUUAUCGCCUUCCUCCCCCGGAAAUUAAAGAUAUUGUAGAUGCGCCACCCCUUCCGGCAUUGUCAUUUUCUCCUCAGAGGGAUAAAAUACUAUUCCUUAAGCGCAGAGCUUUGCCUCCAUUGACGGAGCUUGCAAGACCAGAGGAAAAGCUUGCUGGCAUACGCAUUGAUGGAAAGUGUAAUACUAGAAGUCGCAUGUCAUUUUACACCGGCAUCGCGAUCCACCCAUUAAUGGAUGAUGGAACACUAGGUCCAGAAAAAGAGGUACAUGGCUUCCCCGAUGGUGCUAAGAUCAACUUUGUUAGCUGGUCGCGGGAUGGUCGGCAUUUAUCUUUCAGCAUUCGAUUUGAUGAGGAGGACGGCAGCAGUAAGCUGAAAGUAUGGGUUGCAGAUGUAGAAACAGGAAAAGCUAGGCCAUUGUUUCAAUCACCUGAUAUUUAUCUCAAUGCGGUUUUUGACAAUUUCGUUUGGGUUGAUAACUCUACACUAUUGGUUUGCACUAUCCCGCUUUCUCGAGGGGCCCCACCAAAGAAGCCGUUGGUUCCCUCCGGCCCCAAAAUUCAAUCUAAUGAGCAGAAAAAUAUCGUGCAAAUUAGAACAUACCAGGACUUGCUGAAGGACGAAUAUGAUGAAGAUUUAUUUGACUAUUAUGCCACCACACAGCUGAUCUUGGCUUCCUUGGACGGGACAAUGAAAGCCAUUGGCCCUCCAGCUGUAUAUACAUCAAUAGAUCCAUCGCCAGAUGAUAAGUAUCUUUUGAUUAGCUCUAUCCACCGGCCAUACUCCUUCAUUGUACCUUGUGGAAGGUUUCCCAAGAAAGUAGAUGUAUGGACGGCUGAUGGGAAGUUUGUCAGAGAGCUUUGCGACUUGCCCCUUGCUGAGGAUAUCCCCAUUGCUUUCAAUAGUGUGCGUAGAGGAAUGCGUUCAAUCAAUUGGAGGGCAGAUAAGCCUUCAACCCUAUACUGGGUGGAGACGCAAGAUGGAGGUGAUGCAAAAGUGGAAGUUUCACCACGUGAUAUUGUUUAUACGCAGCCUGCUGAGCUGCAAGAUGGUGAUCAGCCUGAGGUUUUACAUAAGCUUGAUCUUCGCUAUGGGGGUAUUUCAUGGUGUGAUGAUUCCCUUGCUUUAUUCUAUGAGUCUUGGUAUAAAACUCGCCGAACAAGAACAUGGGUUAUUUCCCCUGGCUUAAAAGAUGCGAGUCCACGGAUACUGUUUGAUAGGUCAUCAGAAGAUGUGUAUUCUGACCCUGGAUCGCCAAUGCUGAGAAGAACACCUGCUGGAACCUAUGUUAUUGCAAAGAUUAAAAAGGAAGAUGAAGGAACCUAUAUUUUAUUGAAUGGUAGCGGUGCAACGCCAGAAGGGAACAUCCCAUUUCUUGAUUUGUUUGACAUAAAUACAGGUAGCAAAGAGCGAAUAUGGGAGAGCAACAAGGAAAAAUAUUACGAGGCUGUUGUAGCCUUGAUGUCGGAUCAACAGGAUGGAGAUCUAUCCAUUGAUCGACUAAAAAUACUGACAUCCAAGGAGUCAAAAACGGAAAACACCCAGUAUUAUCUACAAAGUUGGCCUGAUAGGAAAGUAUCCCAAAUUACGAAUUUCCCCCAUCCGUAUCCUCAGCUUGCCUCUUUACAGAAAGAGAUGAUCCGAUACCAGCGGAAGGAUGGUGUUCAACUCACUGCGACACUCUACCUGCCUCCAGGUUAUGAUCCUUCAAACGAUGGGCCACUUCCAUGUUUGGUCUGGUCUUACCCGGGAGAGUUUAAAAGCAAAGAUGCAGCCGGACAAGUGCGUGGUUCUCCAAAUGAGUUUGCAGGCAUAGGCCCAACAUCAGCCCUUCUUUGGUUGGCUAGGCGGUUUGCUAUUUUAUCUGGACCGACGAUUCCAAUCAUCGGCGAGGGUGAUGAAGAGGCAAAUGACAGGUAUGUGGAACAGCUGGUUGGUAGCGCAGAGGCUGCAGUUGAGGAAGUUAUACGGCGAGGGGUGGCUCAUCCAAAUAAAAUUGCUGUUGGGGGUCAUUCCUAUGGGGCAUUCAUGACGGCAAACCUCCUAGCUCAUGCUCCCCACCUUUUCUGCUGUGGAAUUGCUCGUUCUGGAGCGUACAACAGAACGCUUACUCCUUUUGGUUUUCAGAAUGAAGACAGAACACUUUGGGAAGCUACUAAUACUUAUGUUGAGAUGAGCCCCUUCAUGUCAGCUAACAAAGUCAAGAAACCAAUUUUACUUAUGCAUGGAGAAGAAGACAACAAUCCAGGAACACUCACAAUGCAGUCGGAUCGGUUUUUCAAUGCUCUCAAAGGCCAUGGUGCACUGUGCCGGCUGGUGGUUCUGCCCUUUGAGAGUCACGGCUAUGCUGCACGAGAGAGCAUCAUGCAUGUUCUUUGGGAGACUGAUAGGUGGCUGCAGAAGUACUGUGUAAACAAUCCUGAUGUGCUUACAGAUAUUGAUGCUAGUAAAGCUGAUGAAUGCAAAACUGUAAAUGAUUCCGAGAACAAAGCUAUGUCUUCCAGUGGGGGAGGUGGGUCGUCUCCAGAAGGUCUAGAGCAGGAAGAAUUUCUUCCAGCACCAAGGUCAUCAUUGUGAUCGGACCUGUUAUAUACCAGCUUCUACAUGCAUGCGUCAAAGUAUCUUAGAGAUGAUAAAUACUGCAUCUGCAACGACAAUGAUCAUAUGGGUCUCGCCAUACAGCCAGUAAUGAUCAAGGAAGCGCUGCGGUUGUUCUGAUUUGAUUAAAAGCAACUGAGGUAAGAUCUGGUGAUGUUCUGAUUUGUAUUAUCAAAUAAAUUAUAUAAAUGAAUCCUCCCUAUUUAUGUACAAUAAUUUCCUAAUUCAGCCAUUUACACUCCAUCCUUUGGACAUUUUUAUACGUGAUUGCUAAAGUUAAAAAUUCUGAGUUCUGCAUCU